AUGGCAGCGAUACAGCUGGCCACGCUGUGGGCCCUGUGCCUGUUCCCUGGUCGCCUGGCCCUUCCUCUGCCACAGACCCAUGAUGCAGGAGGCAGGAGCGAGCAGCAGAAGGAACUGGCCCAGGACUAUAUCGCGAGAUUUUACCCAUCUAACUCAAAAUCAAAAGAUGUUAACAGUUUAGAAAUGAGACUCAAGAUAAUGCAAAAGUUCUUUCGCCUGCCUAUAACUGGAAUACUAAAUCCUCACAUCAUAGAAAUAAUGCAGAAGCCCAGGUGUGGAGUGCCAGAUGUUGCAGAAUAUUCGUUGUUCCCAGAUAGACCUAAAUGGCGUUCUAAAGUGGUGACCUACAGGAUCAUCUCCUAUACUGUAGAAUUAUCCCAUGCCAUGGUGGACCAGUUAGUGGCCAAGGCCUUGGACAUGUGGAGCAAAGAGAUCCCACUGAGCUUCCAGAGAGUCAGACGGGGAAAUGCUGACAUCAUGAUUGGCUUCGCCAGGGGAGAUCACAGAGACAACUAUCCCUUUGAUGGCCCAGGAAACACACUGGCCCAUGCCUUUGCCCCAGGGCCAGGCCUGGGAGGAGACGCCCACUUCGACAAGGAUGAGUUCUGGACGGACAGCACAGCCAAUAUAGGGAUUAACUUUCUGGUCACCGCCACUCACGAAUUCGGCCAUUCUUUGGGUUUGGGGCACUCUUCUGACCCCAACGCAGUGAUGUACCCGAUCUAUAGCAACGGGGACCCGAAGGAUUUCAAACUUUCUCAGGAUGAUAUCGACGGCAUCCAGAAGUUAUAUGGUAAUCAUCAGGGUUUCCCCUUGUCUCUGCAGAGCUUGGAUCAGAGCCAACCUGAGGAGGUUGUCCUGGUGCGGAAAUCAGACACCAGAGCAGACCUGCGCGUCGGCUGCAGUUCAGGCAAUCAGGACCUGACAAUUGUCAUCUUAUCCCCCACGUUUCCUCAGUGCCCACCUGGUGGCAUGUGUGACUUCACCCCAGGCUCGCACAUGCGGAUGUCCAGGGAAUGUGGAGGGAGCGGGAGGGGGCCUUUCAGAACCAGUACCUCUGUGCAGGUGCACCAGGAGCCACUGAGCCCGGAUUCACACAUGGGGACACAAUGGUCCGGGGAAGUUCGCAGGACAACGAUUUCCCAGCCCAGACGCGGCUCACCCCGGCCACGUGCAGUUUGCUGCGUGUCCAGGAGGCAGUGA
Messenger RNA from Sorex fumeus (smoky shrew), 1203 nucleotides. RefSeq names its product matrix metallopeptidase 7 (gene MMP7). Bases 1 to 1203 code for a protein of 400 amino acids. Lineage: Eukaryota; Metazoa; Chordata; Mammalia; Eulipotyphla; Soricidae. The transcript has 6 exons. Gene Ontology annotation, cellular component: extracellular matrix. Gene Ontology annotation, molecular function: zinc ion binding; metalloendopeptidase activity. Gene Ontology annotation, biological process: proteolysis; extracellular matrix organization; collagen catabolic process. The record is from RefSeq and is a predicted model, not a curated record.